Molecule: messenger RNA, 1128 nt
Organism: Phialemonium atrogriseum
Lineage: Eukaryota; Fungi; Ascomycota; Sordariomycetes; Cephalothecales; Cephalothecaceae
Exons: 1
Coding region: 102-983 (293 amino acids)
Biological process (GO): rRNA base methylation
Cellular component (GO): cytoplasm
Molecular function (GO): rRNA (uridine-N3-)-methyltransferase activity
Source: RefSeq, a predicted model, not a curated record
UGCUUUUGAGGUGACAUCGACCUCCUUCUCGGGUGCUGAUCGCAGGUGUUUCCUGGCCACAGAGGCUCCAAGACCGCCCGUGCCUGGCCACGUUCCCAGCCAUGCCCAAGUCCACAAAGCGUGGCCGCUCCAACCAAGCCCGGAAGGCUCCCCAGCAGCCCGUUCGGCAUCCCAACAAGAAGAACGCCGCCGGCCGCCCCGCGGCUUCAGCACCCGCCGCCGGUUCCAGCUCAACAAAGGCGACGAAGCCCAAAGCCCAGGCUCAGCAUCUAGAACCGGUGAUACCGUUCUCCGCAGAAGACGCCAUCCUGCUCGUCGGCGAGGGCGACCUGAGCUUCGCGGUCUCCCUGAUCGAGCAUCAUGCCUGCGAGAACGUGACGGCGACCGUCCUGGAGAAGAGCCUAGACGAGCUCGCGGCAAAAUACCCCCACGCCGCCGACAACGUCGAGAAGAUAGAGGCCGGGGGAGGGAAGGUGCUGUACGGGGUCGACGCGGGCAGGAUGGGGCCCUUCGCCCGCAAGGGCAGGGACCCGGAGGGCAUCAUGGACAGGAUCAUGUUCAACUUCCCGCACGUGGGCGGCAAGAGCACCGACGUCAACCGCCAGGUGCGGUACAACCAGGAGAUGCUCGUGGGCUUCUUCAAGAGGGCCCUCCUGUCCUUGGCCCCCGGCGGCACCGUCGUCGUCACGCUGUUCGAGGGCGAGCCGUACACGCUCUGGAACAUCCGCGACCUCGCCAGGUCCGCCGGCUUCCAGGUGGAGCGCAGCUUCGGCUUCCAGCCCUCGGCGUACCCGGGAUACCACCACGCCCGGACCCUGGGCGUGGUCAAGAACAAGCGUGGCGAGGCGGGCGGCGGGUGGAGGGGCGAGGACAGGGCUGCGAGGAGUUACUUGUUCGCCCGCAAGGGCGACGACCCGAAGCCCGUGCAGGCGUCCAAGAAGAGGAAGCGGGGGGAUGACGAUUCCGACGACGAUGAUGAUUAGGCCCAGACACUCGAGUGUCCAACGGAUGGGACAUCGUCCCCCCGAAACAACAUGCCGGGCAGAAACUCGUCAAGCUAGCCCUCUCGGGCGAUUCAACGGUUGGCACGAGCAUACCCUCCCACCUUUGACCUAACCAUAUUAUGUC